AUUCGAUUCAGCGUUUGUGUUUGUUUGUUGACUCUGUUGGUGUGAACAUUAAAACUUACAGCUGAUCACUCGUCAUACUCCUGUGUUUCUUUGACACAAUCCCAGAGAGUCCCACCAUGACAUCUUGCAACAUUUCCUGUCUGCUUCUGCUGAAGAUGUUUAUCACUUUACUUCCAGUUUUUGAGGCAACACAAAUCCAAGUCUUGCCUGAAGUAACUGGAUAUGUGGGCCAUGCUGUCACCCUUCCAUGCCAGUUCAUCAGGACACACCAAGAAGUUAAAGUCACUCUGGUUGAGUGGAGGCUCAAGCAGCAAGAAGAAGAGGACUCCACCAGCAUUGUUUUUUUCUUGAGUGAAGAAAAAGUUUUCGUCAGUGAUACAUUUCUGAAGGACAGAGUAAAUAUUUCGGAACAAUCUCUGAUCAUUAAGGAUGUACAAAUGAGAGAUGCAGGACUGUACACCUGCAUCAUUUCAACAUUUCCUUAUGGGUCACUGGAGGGAACCACCAGACUUGUUGUUCAGGAACCAACUUUGAAGGUACGGGGACAGAUGUUAUUGAUAAAGCUGAUUGCUUUUGGUGUAUUUGUGCUGAUAAUAGUAACCAUGGCAACAACAACCUACUGCACCAUCAUCAAAAUAAGGUCUGUGGCUGGGCUUUAAUACUUUAUGAGCUCCUAUCAUGGCAAAGAGACCAACAGUAUGACAGAUGACAUUGGUAAACUCUUUAAAUCAAUAACUACAUCUAUGUCCUAGGCUAAAGUUUUUCAUU
Cheilinus undulatus (humphead wrasse) is the source of this 768-nucleotide messenger RNA. Its product is annotated as nectin-2-like. The record is from RefSeq and is a predicted model, not a curated record. The coding region runs from base 117 to 659 and encodes 180 amino acids. NCBI's taxonomy places the organism in Eukaryota, Metazoa, Chordata, Actinopteri, Labriformes, Labridae. The transcript has 4 exons.